Epinephelus lanceolatus (giant grouper) is the source of this 2643-nucleotide messenger RNA. It is a transcript of the gene kcnip1a, whose product is annotated as Kv channel interacting protein 1 a. Gene Ontology annotation, biological process: regulation of potassium ion transmembrane transport. Gene Ontology annotation, cellular component: voltage-gated potassium channel complex. The record is from RefSeq and is a predicted model, not a curated record. Lineage: Eukaryota; Metazoa; Chordata; Actinopteri; Perciformes; Serranidae. Gene Ontology annotation, molecular function: transmembrane transporter binding; calcium ion binding; potassium channel regulator activity.
AGGGGAAGAGGGAGCAGAGAGAAGCAGAGACAGAGAGAGGCAGAUACAUAAAGAGCCACAGAGGAAUUGAUGGAAUGACAGUCCGGUGGCGGGCGACACACUGAGGGAGAGAGGAAAAAGGGAGGGUCUGCAUGGUAGAGAGAGAUAUAUAGAAGAGAUGUAAAAUAGGCAGCCUUAGUGACAGCGUUAGACAAAGGUAGCUUCAGAGUGCAUGUGCGCCCUCUAUUUCAUUCACACACUCUCUAUCUUUUAAACACACACACACACACACACAUCUUCUCUCUCUCUUUCUCACUCACUCACUCACUCACUCACACAGACACACGCACACACCCUCGAGCAGAAGCAGCAGAGCAGUGUGGGUGUGAGGCAGCAUGAGAAGUGAUAUCUGUACUUCUACACAUACAGCUGGCUGAUGGACUAACUUAAUUACAGCACACACACACCUACUGUACUGUACGCACUCUCACCAGCACACCUUGAUUAUAGGCAGCCAGACACACACAUACACACACAGAGGCGCAAGAACACAACCUGUCUGCGGCCAGAAGUCAACAUGGGUCUUGUGAUGGGAACCUUUUCCAUGCAAACCAAGCAGGUGAACUACCACAAAGACAAAGCUGAUGAUGACUUGGAGAUGACCAUGGUGUGCCAUCGACCGGAGGGCCUCGACCAACUAGAAGCUCAAACCAACUUCAGCAAAAGAGAGCUCCAAGUGCUCUACCGGGGCUUUAAGAAUGAGUGUCCAAGUGGCGUCGUCAAUGAGGAAACGUUCAAGCAAAUAUACUCCCAGUUCUUCCCUCAUGGAGAUGCCAGCACCUAUGCACACUACCUGUUCAAUGCAUUUGACACAGCACACAGUGGCUCCAUAAAGUUUGAGGACUUUGUGACAGCCCUGUCCAUCCUGCUGAGAGGCUCCAUCACUGAGAAGCUGCAGUGGACCUUCAACCUUUACGAUAUCAACAGAGAUGGAUACAUCAACAAAGAGGAGAUGACAGACAUCGUCAGAGCGAUAUACGACAUGAUGGGGAAGUACACUUACCCUGUCUUGAAAAACGACGCACCCAAACAGCAUGUAGAUGCCUUCUUUCAGAAAAUGGACAAAAACAGAGACGGUGUGGUCACUCUGGAUGAAUUCAUCCUCUCCUGUCAAGAGGAUGAAAACAUCAUGAGGUCUCUACAGCUGUUUGAAAAUGUCAUCUAGACAGUGAAGAAGAGGGGGACGGUGCAAUAGAUGAAAACACAGAGAGGAGAAAAGAACAAAGGAGGAGAAAGAAAGAUGAACAUGCAAGAGAAAAGGAUGGCGUGCAAUCAAUAGGAAACAUGGAUCUUGUCGCUUUGUGUGGGAUGGUUGCCACGAAACAAAUCCAUGGCGACAAACCAUCACCGGUUUUGGAAAAUGGACUCAAACCCCUCAUGUGACCAUUUACCUCGUCUCCAUCCUCCUCGUUUGUUGGUGUCGUUACCGUCGCCUUGGACAUUGUGUAUCCAUGACAUUGUGUAAAUACUGAUUAUCUAACAUUUGGUUGAACGCUUUUCAGAAACGUGUAAAUUGAACAACUUUAUCAAGCAGGACUGAAAUUCCCGAAAGCAGCUCAGCGGCGAGAUCAACCCGAUGCAUAGUUAGUGCAUAAGAGGCGUAAAUAAUAGCUGUUUUCAUCAUGACUAUCUGUGUCAACGCAACAAAACAUGAGCAAUAUUGUGAAGCAUGCAAGACAGAGGCCUAUACGGCGUAUUUAACGUAUGUGCCAUGAAGAACUCCGUGGCGAUAUACUCAGCUAUAUGUGCAUACAUUUGGGAAGGUCUGGGCGUAGCAUCUCACAGAGCCACCUCAUCUGUUCUCAGACUGUAAAGGUUCGCAGAGCUGAAUUUGACCUCAGCCAGCUUGCAUCAGUCUUACGUCCUGUGACAGCUUGCUACGGUCCUCUCUACACCCACUGUGCGUGUUCCAGUGGUGUCAGUCAGUGUUUCAAUGUUGUAACGACCCAACUGUAGAUAUUUAACUGUCGUAUUCGUGGGUUCUUCUUGCUGUGUGGAAUCAUUCCUGUCUUGUCUGCGUGUUUCUGACUCUGACUGUCUGUCUGUCUUUCUGUCUAAUUAGAUUUACCUGUUCUUAUUCCACCUGACACUCAUUGUGAAAUAAAGAGCACUGGCGUACAGAUGCAGAGUGACACAGGGGACGUGCAUGUGUUUAUGUGUGGUGUCCUGGUGUAAAAGUUUGCCUGAAUAUUAGUGUCAUUUUUCCUAGCAUGUACAAGCAUUCAUCUUGUGGACACUAAUCAGUCCAGCUGAGCUGUCUGUGCCAGAGAGGAGAGUGUCAUCGUCAGAUCUGUCUGUUAAAAAAAAAAAAAAAAAAGUCGACUUGGAGCAACCAACCUUUCACUGUGAGGGAGAGACAGUAGAGGGGAGCAGGGAGGAGGGAUGUGGAGACAGAAUAGAGGCAGACGAGAGAGACCCUUUCACUGAUUCUGAAGGAACGGAAGCCAUGUUUCGAACAAGAGCCAUCGUUUUGACGAUUGAGCAGGACAAAAAGAACACAGAUUUAUUAAUGCUUUACUGUCAUGCCCACUCACUGUGCUACCAAUAGCGUGAUUUAAAAAAAAAAAGCAAAAAAAAAAAGCUAAAAUGUGUUGCGGCUCAUCU